UAUAAAUUACUAAAAAUGUUAAAUAUCUCACACUAAAAUUUUGUGAUUAAUAGUUUAACUUUUUUUUUUGUAAUAACAAGAUACAAAUAUAUUCCAGCAACAUGCAAAAUAUCUAGACGCUUUUUGUUUUGUUUUGUUUUUGGUUUUGAUUUUUAUAUUUAGAUAUUGUAUUAAAAUCAAGUCUUACUUGAUUGUAAUAAUAUCGAAAGGUAUCUAAUUGCGACCUGUUCUUAUGAUUUCUUAUAUGUUAAUUAAGAUAUGCGUAUUUAUCUUGUUUAUGCACAUGUUCAUAUUAUAUUUAUUUUUCCAAAUUUUACAACCGUUUUUAUUUCGGUGGCAAAAGAACAAAAACGUAAAAUGUGGAGCUAUGCCGAGAAGCAAAUAAACAAAUGUCACAAAGAAAAGAAGAAGAAGCAAGAAUCUCUCUUUCCGAAGGUCACGGUCACGAAUCUCGCAGGUAAUCAGUCUCUCCCGAUCGUUCGUCCCUUGAAGAGCUUUUCAAAUUUUCUGGGAGUUUGUUUAAUCGGCGAGAAUAAAUAUAUAAUUCAUUCGCCAUGAAUGAGAAUUUAGAGGAAAAAAAGUAUAUUCUGAUCCGUGAUGGUGAUGAGGAGGAGAAUGAGUUAGGAGGACUCUUCUAUAAGCCUCUUCCUUGCUUUGGUUUUGGAAUCGGAUGGCUCUCGUUUCUUGUUGGAUUCGUCUUCCCGUUUGCGUGGUACUUUGCCACAUUUCUAUAUCUAACAAACUAUUACCGCAGAGAUCCUCGGGAACGAUCUGGUCUUGCUGCCUCUGCUAUUGCUGCUCUGAUAUUCAGUGUUGCACUUGUGAUCACUGUUCUUGUACUUGUUUUCUCGUGUCGCUAAUUCUUUCUGGGGUUUUCAAAAGAAACAGCUUCAAGUCUGUUUCCAGAAGUGAAAGUAUUAUAUUUUGAUGAAGAAGAGGAGGUAUACCCGCUAGUCCUUUUAGACUCAAAGUUUGGUUUGUUCUUGUACAUAGAUUGUUGUCAGCUUAUUAAAAGUUCAAAAAUGUGAUACCUAACUGUUGGAAGAGAUCUAUAUAGCUUCAGGCUUGUAUGUUAUUUUAUUCACAUUAGAGUC
This is a messenger RNA of Brassica rapa (field mustard), 1094 nucleotides long. Its product is annotated as 60S ribosomal protein L18a-like protein. NCBI's taxonomy places the organism in Eukaryota, Viridiplantae, Streptophyta, Magnoliopsida, Brassicales, Brassicaceae. The record is from RefSeq and is a predicted model, not a curated record.